Molecule: messenger RNA, 1024 nt
Organism: Tigriopus californicus
Lineage: Eukaryota; Metazoa; Arthropoda; Copepoda; Harpacticoida; Harpacticidae
Exons: 2
Coding region: 140-937 (265 amino acids)
Source: RefSeq, a predicted model, not a curated record
UAACGUUUACCACAAAUAAUCGACCUCACUCGCCCAGGUUGGUUUCCCCAACAAGUUCUGCCCUGCCCCAUUUCUUUGGUCCCAUUCUUUACUAAACUCUCUGACUUGGCGGGUGUGUCUGUCGUAUGGUCACGUGAAGAUGACUUUGACGAAUUUCUCGGUGUCCGAAAACAUGUUUUGGCGGUUUCAAUGCUUUUCCCACAUCUUCUUUCUGUUCUCGGCCAUUGUGUUCAUCAGCGUGUCAUCCGGAAUCACGCAGAUCAGCGAGGAAUGCCUCCGCUUGCCCGUGGAGAAUUGCACGCUAACCACCCUUACACCGGCCAAAGCGUCGACAGAGGCUCGUCGUACCUUGGAUGUGCUAACUUCCCGUCGAUGUCGGGCCUAUGCCAGAUCUAUCGCCUCUAGUACACUGGUCUGUCUUUACGGACUCUCCUUGGCCCUAUAUUCCACAUUUAGCCUAAUCAUCAACGCUUCUUGCGGAUUCGUCCGACGUAUGGUCAAGUUCCAUUUGGCUUUCAACGUGGUCGAGGGCGUUUUGGCAUUGGCUAAUUUGGUAGCGAUCAGCAUAUUCGAUUUUGCCGUGCACUCCUAUACGGUUUUAUUGCAAUAUGUUCAAGCCGAGGCUGACUCGACGACUUUGAAGACCUCGCCUUUUGAUCCUUGCGCCCGAGACCUAGAACAUAUCUUGGUACAGACUUGCAUGCCUUGCGUGAUCGUGUUCCUGGUCAUCAACAUUCUGAUCCAUGCGUGCAAUCCCAUUGUGAUCAACCACUUGACGGGCUUCAACGUAGAUUUCCGACGUUUGGUCACCUCUCGGGUGAUCAUUCCGGAACUGGACUUUCCCGAUGCGAGCCGACCACGCUUGCCCUCCCAUCGACAUUUCCCUAGCUCGCCCAUCAUUAUGGACAAUCGUUUGCAGCGUGGCAUUUUUGAUUGAUAUGGAAAAACCUGGCCUUUACCAACGUGAAUGGUCCUAAAUAAUAUAUUCUUUUAGGCUUGACAAGCUCAAAACGUUGAAAGGGUU